Molecule: messenger RNA, 1431 nt
Organism: Symbiodinium sp. CCMP2456
Lineage: Eukaryota; Dinophyceae; Suessiales; Symbiodiniaceae
Source: the annotation of a GenBank genome assembly
AUGGCAGACUCCAAGGUGAAGGACAUGGGCCUGGCCGAGUUCGGCCGUAAGGAGCUCACCUUGGCCGAGCAUGAGAUGCCCGGUCUCAUGGCUGCUCGCAAGGAGUUCGGCCCCGCACAGCCUUUCAAGGGCAUGAACAUCAAUGGCUCCCUGCACAUGACCAUUCAGACGGGUGUGCUGAUCGAGACGCUGUCCGCUCUGGGUGCCAAGGUGCGCUGGUGUUCGUGCAACAUCUUCAGCACACAAGAUCAUGCGGCCGCAGGCAUUGCUAAAGCCGGAACUGCAACGGUCUUUGCGUGGAAGGGCGAGACGCUGCCAGAGUACUGGUGGUGCACGGAGCAGAUGAUGACAGUGCCAGGAGCUGAUGGCUGCGACCAGCUGGUGGACGAUGGCGGUGACGCCACGCUUCUGAUCCACAAGGGUAAAGAGUUUGAGGAGAAGUUCGCCAAGGACGGCAGCCUGCCAGAUCCCUCCAGCACGACGAACGCGGAGUUCAAGUGCAUCUUGCAGCUGCUGCGUGACUCCAUCCAGGUGGACAAGACCAAGUACUCUCGCAUGGCGGCCAAGUGCAAGGGAGUCAGUGAAGAGACUACCACAGGUGUUCACAGACUGCGAGAGAUGGCCGCCAAGGGCGAGCUGCUCUUCCCGGCCAUCAAUGUGAACGACUGUGUUACAAAAUCCAAGUUCGACAACGUCUAUGGCUGCCGCCACUCGCUUCCCGACAGCAUCAUGCGCGCUACGGACGUGAUGAUCGGUGGCAAGCGUGCCUUGGUGGCUGGCUACGGAGAUGUGGGCAAGGGCUGCGCCUUCGCCAUGCGGGGUGCGGGCGCUCGUGUGCUCGUCACUGAAAUCGACCCCAUCUGCGCGCUGCAGGCGUGCAUGGAGGGCUUCCAGGUCGUGACCCUUGAGGAGGUCGUGGGAGAGGUUGACAUUUUCACAUCUGCCACCGGCAACUUCAAAAUUGUCACUCUGGAGCACAUGAAGAAAAUGAAGAACAAUGCCAUCGUGUGCAACAUCGGCCACUUCGACAACGAGAUCGCCAUGGAGGAUCUGGAGAAGUGCCCCGGCAUCAAAGUGGAGAACAUCAAGCCGCAGGUUGAUCGCUUCGUCUUCCCAGAUGGCCACGGUGUCAUAGUGCUGGCCUCCGGACGCCUGGUGAACCUCGGCUGUGCGACCGGCCACCCAUCCUUUGUGAUGUCCUGCUCCUUCACCAACCAAGUGCUGGCGCAGCUGGACAUCUUGGAAAACUGCACAAAGGCCAAGAAGUACAAGAACGACGUGUACUUGCUGCCAAAGAAGUUGGAUGAGAAGGUGGCCGCACUCCACCUGCCUGCGCUUGGCGCCAGCAUGACCAAGUUGAGCAAAGAGCAAGCCGACUACAUCGGUGUGCCUGUUGAGGGGCCUUUCAAGCCAGACACGUACCGCUACUAA